AUGGAAAGUCCAAUGAAUUCUGCUAGUCGAUUUAUAGAACCUACUCAGGAUCCUUGUUUUGUGUAUUACAUACAUCCUGCUGAUAAUACCAGUUUGAAGGUCGUUUCUGAUCUGUUUAAUGGAGAACAUUAUAGUUCUUGGAAGAGAUCUUUGAUUUUGCACCUUUCUACAAAAAAUAAGAUGUGUUUUGUGGACGGUAGCUUACCUAAACCGCCUAGUCUGGAUUCUAAGUAUAAGGCCUGGGUUAGGUGCAAUGAUUUGGUUAUAGGUUGGAUUCUAGGCACUCUAGGUCCUCUUAUUAUUAAGAGUGUCUUCUUCUAUAAGACUGCUCAUGAAAUCUGGAAGGAUUUGGAAGAUAGAUAUGGCCAAACUUCGAAUGCUCAAAUGUAUUCAAUUCAGGAAGAGAUAUUUGCUGCUCAUCAAGAGGAUGAUAGUAUUCCUGAGUAUUUUGCCAGAAUUAAGAAUAUCUGGGAUCAGUUUGAUGAUGUUUGUCCCUUGCCUAUUUGCACCUGUUCUGGUUGCACCUGUAAUCUCACUAUGAAGUACUUGAAGAUACAACAAGAUCAAAGGCUUCUUCAAUUUUUGAUGAGAUUGAAAGCUAGUUAUCAACAAGUAAGGAGUAAUGUUCUUAUGAUGAUGCCUCUUCCUCCUAUCAAUCAGGCUUACAAUCUUUUGUUGCAAGUAGAAAGACACAAACAGUUGAGUGAGUCAGGACAUUCUUCUGAAACAAUGGCAUUUGCUGCAGACAGAAAGAAAUUCUAUAAACCUCCACAUCAGAAUCCUCAAUUUGGUAACUAUGGAAGUAAACCUGCUUCUGGUGAUAAUUCUUAUCCUUCUUUCAGACAGAAUAUGGGAUACAGGAAAAGAGAUUUAUUCUGUGAUCAUUGUAAAAUGACAAAUCAUACAAUUGAUAAAUGUUUCAAGCUGCAUGGUUUUCCUUCCGACAGACCUCAUCAGCCAAAGAAAUUUGCUCAUUAUGCUCAUGGUGAUGAUAACAAUUCUGAGACAGAUUCUCCUUUCACUAAGGAACAAUUAAAUGCUAUCAUGAGUUACAUCUCCAAACAAAAGGAUUCAAAAUCUAAAAACUCAGUUCCUCUGAUUGGUGAGAGCUCCAACAGUGCUGCUUUAUUUGCAGAAAGAUACUAG
This is a messenger RNA of Chenopodium quinoa (quinoa), 1146 nucleotides long. RefSeq lists its product as uncharacterized. The record is from RefSeq and is a predicted model, not a curated record. The coding region runs from base 1 to 1146 and encodes 381 amino acids. The transcript is spliced from 2 exons. Lineage: Eukaryota; Viridiplantae; Streptophyta; Magnoliopsida; Caryophyllales; Amaranthaceae.